AUGAUGCUCAGCUGGCCGGUGCCCACACAGCUCGCAGGCCUCCGGGAAAGCCGCCGGAGGGAGGAGACGGCCGAGCGAAGUCCUUUUCCAUGUCAUUUCAGCGUCUCCAGGAGACUGGACCCCAAGGAGCCCCUGGGCAGCCAGCGGGCAGCUUCGCCGACCCCGAAGCAGGCUCCUGGGGCUGUUCCCGGCCAUGAGGGCGCCCGGGAGACAGGGGCCCAGGGCCCGGCCGGCCAGGAGGCUGGGGGCCCCCGCCGGACGCUGCAGGUGGACAGCAGGACGCAGAGAUCAGGGCGGUCCCCCUCCGUGUCACCAGACAGAGGCAGCACCCCCACGUCCCCUUACUCCGUCCCCCAGAUCGCCCCCCUUCCCAGCAGCACGCUGUGUCCCAUAUGUAAGACCUCGGACCUCACGUCGACCCCCAGCCAGCCAAACUUCAACACCUGCACCCAGUGUCACAGCAAGGUCUGCAACCAGUGCGGGUUCAACCCCAACCCCCACCUGACCCAGGUGCAGGAGUGGCUCUGUCUGAACUGCCAGAUGCAGAGGGCGCUGGGGAUGGACAUGACCACGGCGCCGCGCUCCAAGAGCCAGCAGCAGCUGCACUCGCCCGCGCUGUCCCCUGCCCACGCCCCCGCCAAACCGCCCCUGGGGAAGCCGGAGCAAGAGAGGCCCCGGGGCCCCGGGGGACCACAGCCGGGGCCCCGCCCGGCGGAGACGGCCAAGGCCACCACAGUGCCGGGACCUGCCCAGGCAGCUGCCCCUCCCGAGAGGGGGAAGGUGUCUCCUCAGCCCCCUCACCCCGUCAAGCCUUCCACAGCCGAGCCCCGGCCCCCUGCGGGAGAGGCCCCGGGCAGAAGUGCCACCGCGGUGCCCCCCGGGCCUGGCGCUGCUGAGCAGGCCCAGGAGGGCCUCACGGGGAAGCUCUUCGGUCUCGGCGCGUCGCUGCUGACCCAGGCGAGCACCCUCAUGUCCGUGCAGCCUGAGGCCGACGCCCAGGGCCAGCCCGCCCCCAGCAAGGGGCCACCCAAGAUCGUCUUCAGUGAUGCCAGCAAGGAGGCUGGCCCGAGACCCCCAGGCUCAGGGCCCGGGCCUGGGCCUGCAGCUGGAGCCAAAGCUGAGCCUGCAGCCAGGGCAGGCGCCGCAUCAGGGCCCGGAGCCCCGGCGAGAACUGGGGGGACACCCAGCCCAAAGCAUGGCCGAGCAGAACAGCAGGCAGUGCCCAAGGCUGCUGCCAAGCCAAAGGCCAUGCCGAAGGACAGGCCCACCUGCCCACUGUGCCAAGCCGAGCUCAACGUGGGCAGCAAGGGCCCAGCCAACUACAACACCUGCACCGCCUGCAAGCUCCAGGUGUGCAACCUCUGUGGCUUCAACCCGACACCGCACCUGGUGGAGAAAUCCGAGUGGCUCUGUCUGAACUGCCAAACUAAGCGACUGCUGGAGGGCAGCCUGGGGGAGCCAGCCCCCUGCCCACCGCCCGCCUCGCCGCAGCCCCCCGCCGGGGCCCCUCACCGUGCGGCCGGAACAGCCCCUCCGAAGCAGAAAGGGCCCCAGGGGCCGGGCCAGCCCUCAGGCCCUCUGCCUGCCAAGGCCAGCCCCCUGCCCACCAAGGCCAGCCCCCAAGCAAAGCCCCUCAGGGCUUCUGAGCCCAGCAGGACCCCAAGCGGUGCCCAGGAAAAGAAGACGGGACCCCCGGCCAAAGCGGAGCCUGUGCCGAAACCCCCUCCAGAGACUGCCCUGCCCCCUGGGACUCCGAAGGCAAAGGCCGGGGCGCGGAGGACCGAGCCCGCCACCCCCGCCGUCAAGGCUGCUCCAGAAGCCCCCAAGGGUGGGGAGGCCGAGGAGCUGGUGGGCAAGCCUUACUCCCAGGACCUGUCCCGGAGCCCACAGAGCCUCAGCGACACGGGCUAUUCUUCCGACGGCGUCUCCAGCUCCCAAAGCGAGAUCACCGGUGUGGUGCAGCAGGAGGGGGAGCAGCUGGACAGCGCAGGGGUGACCGGGCCCCGCCCGCCCAGCCCCUCCCAGCUCCACAAGGCGGGCAGCGUGCGGCCUUCCCUGCAGGCCCAGGGCCCAGCCUCCAGUGGCGAGCGGAGCAAGGCGCCCCGCAGCAGUGCUGAGGAGCAGAAGCGGCGGCCCCACUCCCUGUCCAUCAUGCCUGAGGCCUUCGACUCCGAUGAGGAGCUGGAGGACAUCCUGGAGGAAGAGGAGGACUCUGUGGAGUGGGGCCGCGAGCGGGAGCAGCGGGACACGGCGGAGUCCUCGGACGACUUCGGCAGCCAGCUGCGGCACGACUACGUGGAGGACAGCAGCGAGGGCGGCCUGUCCCCGCUCCCUGCACAGCCCCCCGCCCGGGCAGCAGCCAUGACCGACGAGGAGUUCAUGCGGCGGCAGAUCCUGGAGAUGAGCGCCGAGGAGGACAACCUGGAGGAGGAGGACGCGGCCACCCCCAGGCACGGCCUGGCCAAACAUGGCACCCCGAAGGGCGGGCCCAGGCCCAGGCCCGAGCCCAGCCAAGAGGCAGCGGCAUUGCCCAAGCGGCGCCUCCCCCACAACGCCACCACGGGCUACGAGGAGCUGCUCUCCGAGGGAGGCCCCGCGGAGGCCGUCGACGGCACCGGGGCCCUGCAGGGCGGGCUCCGCCGCUUCAAGACCAUCGAGCUCAACAGCACAGGCAGCUACGGCCACGAGCUGGACCUGGGCCCAGGCGCUGACCCCAGCCUGGACCGCGAGCCCGAGCUGGAGAUGGAGAGCCUGACGGGCUCGCCCGAGGACCGCUCCCGCGGGGAGCACUCCUCCACGCUGCCCGCCUCCACGCCCAGCUACACCUCGGGCACCUCGCCCACCUCCCUGUCUUCCCUGGAGGAGGACAGCGACAGCAGCCCCAGCCGCAGGCAGCGCCUGGAGGAAGCGAAGCAGCAGCGCAAGGCCCGGCACCGCUCCCACGGGCCCCUGCUGCCCACCAUCGAGGACUCCUCGGAGGAGGAGGAGCUGCGGGAGGAGGAGGAGCUGCUGGCGAGCAGGAGAAAGAUGCGGGAGGUGGAGCAGCAGCGCAUCCGCAGCACCGUCCGCAAGACGCGGCGCGACAAGGAGGAGCUGCGGGCCCAGCGCCGGCGUGAGCGCUCCAAGACGCCACCCAGCAACCUGUCGCCCAUCGAGGACGCCUCCCCCACGGAGGAGCUGCGGCAGGCGGCCGAGAUGGAGGAGCUGCACCGCUCCUCCUGCUCCGAGUACUCACCCUCGCCCUCCCUGGACUCGGAGGCCGAGGCCCUGGACGGCGGCCCCGCCCGGCUCUACAAGUCAGGCAGUGAGUACAGCCUGCCCACCUUCAUGUCCCUCUACUCGCCCACUGAGCCGCCCGCGGGCAGCUCCGGCAUCCCCAGCGCCGGGCGGCCCCUCAAGAGUGCCGAGGAGGCCUAUGAGGAGAUGAUGCGGAAGGCCGAGCUGCUGCAGCAGCGGCAGCAGGGCCAGGUGGCGGGCGGCCGGGGGCCCCAGGGUGGCCCCUCUCAGCCCACAGGCCCCCGGGCCCAGGGCUCCUUUGAGUUCCAGGAAGCCCCAGACCGUGACUACAGCAGGGCUGCCCCGCUGCCUGCGGAGGGCACUCCCGCCGGCCUGGGGGCAGCCAUGUACGAGGAGACCCUGCAGACGUCCCAGAGCCUGGCCCGCGGGCGGCAGGCCUCCUCCCGAGACCUGGCCUUCGCCGAGGACAAGAAGAAGGAGAAGCAGUUUCUGAACGCCGAGAGUGCGUACGUGGACCCCAUGAAGCAAAACGGCGGCCCGCUCACCCCGGGCACCAGCCCCACCCAGCUCGCUGCCCCCGUGCCCUUCUCCACCUCCACCUCCACCUCCUCCGACGGCAGUGGCGGCCGGGUCAUUCCUGACGUCCGAGUUACCCAGCAUUUUGCAAAGGAGCCUCAGGACCCCCGCAAGCUGCACAGCUCUCCUGCCUCCCCCAGCCCUGCCCCCCAGGAGGCCAGCACAUCCUUUCCCCAGGGCCCGGGGGCCCCAGCCACCACGGCUCGAGGGUAUGGGACCCUGGCGUCGCCUGCAGGCUCCGAGCGCAGCCCCUCGCCGUCUGCCACAGCCCACGGCUAUGGGCAGAGCCCGACCACCGCAAACUAUGGAUCCCAAACGGAAGAGAUGCCCCAGGCGCCCAGUGGUCCUGCUGCCGCCAGAGAGAAGCCCCUGCGUGUGAGUGACGGCAAGGGCGGCCCUGCCCCGCCCUCCCAGGGAUAUGCCUACUUCCCGGGCUCCAGCCCACCGCUCUCCCCAUCUUCUCCCUCAGAGAGCCCCACCUUCUCCCCUGGCAAGCCGGGCCCCAGGGCCACAGCCGAGUUCUCUACACAGACGCCAAGCCUGGCCCCGGCCUCGGACAUGCCGAGGAGCCCUGGCGCCCCCACCCCAUCCCCCAUGGUGGCGCAGGGCACGCAAACGCCACACGGACCCGGCGCGCCCCGCCUGGCGUGGCAGCAGUCCCCUCGGGAGGCCCCCUUCAUGGUCAUCACACUGGCCUCAGCGGCCUCCAGCCAGACUAGGAUGGUCCAUGCCAGUGCCUCCACCUCCCCGGUGUCCCCCACCGACACGCAGCCCACCCCCCACGGCUACAGCCAGACCACCCCUCUGAGUGCGUCUCCGCUGCCCUCAGAGCCUCCUGGGCCGCCUGGCUUCCCGCGGGCGGCCAGUGCCGGUGCGGACGGGCCCCUGGCGCUGUACGGCUGGGGCGCCCUCCCUGCCGAGAACAUCUCCCUGUGCCGGAUCUCCUCCGUCCCGGGAACGUCCAGGGUGGAGCCCGGGCCCAGGCCCCCGGGCAGUGCCGUGGUGGACCUCCGCACGGCCGUCAAGCCCACGCCCAUCAUCCUCACUGACCAGGGCAUGGACCUGACCUCUCUGGCCGUGGAAGCGAGGAAGUACGGCCUGGCGCUGGAGCCGGGCCCAGGGCGGCAGUCCACAGCGGUGCAGCCUUUGGUCAUCAACCUCAACGCCCAGGAGCAGACCCAGGCCUUCAUCGGCACGGCCACCACCGUGAGCAUCACCGUGGCCUCCUCUGUGCUCCUGGCUCAGCAGAAGCAGCCUGUGGUCUAUGGAGACCCCUUCCAGAGCCGCCUCGACUUCGGCCAGGGGACAGGUAGCCCCGUGUGCCUGGCCCAGGUCAGGCAGGUGGAGCAGGCCGUCCAGACAGCCCCGUACCGAGGUGGGCCCCGGGGAAGACCCAGGGAGGCCAAGGUUGCCAGGUAUAACCUGCCCAACCAGGUGGCGCCUCUGGCCAGAAGAGAUGUUUUGAUCACUCAGAUGGGCACUGCUCAGAGCACUGGCCUCAAGGCAGGCCCGGUGCCGGAGCUGGGUGCCAGGAAGCCACACACCGUGCUGGUGCAGAUGGCAGAGGGCGCGGCAGGCACUGUGACCACGCUGCUCCCGGAGGAGCCGGCGGGCGCCGUGGACCUCACGGGGAUGAGGCCCGAGAGCCAGCUGGCGUGCUGCGACGUGUCUACAAGUUCCUCCUUCGGCAGCAGCUGUCAGCGGGAGGAGCGCCAGGCCCAGUUCGCCCUGCAGCGGGAGCAGCUGGCGCAGCAGCGCCUGCAGCUGGAGCAGAUCCAGCAGCUGCAGCAGCAGCUGCAGCAGCAGCUGGAGGAGCAAAAGCAGAGGCAGAAGGCCCCCUUCCCCGUGGUCUGUGACGGACCCGGCCGAGGGCCUCCCCCGGCGGCCACCGAGCUGGCGCAGAAUGGCCAGUACUGGCCGCCCCUGACCCACGCGGCUUUCAUCGCCUUGGCAGGACCCGAGGGGCCGGGGCAGCCCCGGGAGCCCGUGCUACACCGUGGCCUCCCCAGCUCUGCCUCGGACAUGUCGCUGCAGACCGAGGAGCCGUGGGAGGCCGGCCGCAGUGGCCUCAGGAAGCGCCACUCGAUGCCACGGCUGCGGGACACCUACGAGGCGGAGCCGGGGCCCGAGCCCAGCCCAGUCAGGAGGAUUGCGGACAGCAGCGUGCAGACGGACGACGAGGACGGGGAGGGCCGCUACUUCCUGAGCCGGCGGCGCCGCACCCGGCGGAGCGCAGACUGCAGCGUGCAGACGGACGAGGAGGACAACGCCGAGUGGGAGCAGCCCGUGCGCCGCCGCCGGCCCCGCCUCUCCCGCCACUCGGACUCGGGUUCGGACAGCAAGCACGACGCUGUGGCCUCGUCCUCCACAGCCGCCCCCGCCAGGGCCACGAGCAGCGUGGGCAUCCAGACCAUCAGCGACUGCUCCGUGCAGACGGAGCCUGACCAGCUGCCCAGGGUCUCCCCCGCCAUCCACAUCACGGCGGCCACUGACCCCAAGGUGGAGAUCGUCAGGUACAUAUCGGCGCCGGAGAAGACCGGGCGCGGCGAGAGCCUGGCCUGCCAGACGGAGCCGGACGGGCAGGCCCAGGGCGGGGCCGGGCCGCAGCUCGUAGGGCCCGCCGCCAUCAGCCCCUACCUGCCCGGCAUCCAGAUCGUCACCCCAGGGCCCCUGGGCAGAUUCGAGAAAAAGAAGCCGGAUCCCCUGGAGCUCGGCUACCAGGCCCACCUGCCCCCGGAGUCCCUCUCACAGCUGGUGAGCGGCCAGCCUCCCAAGUCCCCUCAGGUCCUCUACUCGCCAGUCUCGCCCCUGUCCCCACACCGGCUCCUGGACGCGCCCUUUGCUUCCAGCGAGAGGCUGAGCAAGGCUCACGUGAGUCCGCAGAAGCACUUCGCGGCCGACGGCGCGCUCCGCCAGCAGACGCUGCCUCGCCCCGUGAAGACCCUGCAGCGGUCUCUGUCCGACCCUAAGCCCCUCAGCCCCACCGCUGAGGAGUCUGCCAAAGAGAGGUUCUCCCUCUACCAGCUCCAGGGGGGGCUGGGGAGCCAGGUGUCGGCGCUGCCACCCAACGGCCUGGUCCGCAAGGUGAAGCGGACACUGCCCAGCCCUCCCCCCGAGGAGGCCCACCUGCCCCUGGCUGGCCAGCCCCCCCCCCAGCUGUACGCGGCCAGCCUGCUGCAGCGGGGGCUGCCCGCCGCUGUCCCCGCCAAGGCCAGCCUGCUCCGGGAGCUGGACCGGGACCUGCGGCUGGUGGAGCAUGAGUCCACCAAGCUGCGCAAGAAGCAGGCAGAGCUGGACGAAGAGGAGAAGGAGAUCGACGCCAAGCUCAAGUACCUGGAGCUGGGCAUCACACAGCGCAAGGAGUCUCUGGCCAAAGACCGGGGCGGCCGCGACUACGCGCCCUUGCGAGGUCUCGGUGAGCAUCGGGACUACCUGUCGGACAGCGAGCUCAACCAGCUGCGGCUCCAGGGCUGCGCCACGCCCGGACAGUACGCAGACUUCCCCAUCGCCGCCGCGGCUCCCGCCACCCCCUCCGGCCCCGCUGCCUUCCAGCAGCCCCGGCUCCCCGCUCCGGCCCCGCAGUACUCUGCAGGCAGCGCUGGGCCGACUCCCAACGGAUUCCCAGCCCACCAGGCACCUGCCUACCCUGGCCCCAGCACGUACCCAGCGCCUGCCUUUCCUCCCGGCACCAGUUACCCUGCUGAGCCUGGUCUGCAAAGCCAGCAGGCUUUCCGGCCCACAGGCCAUUAUGCAGCCCAAACACCCAUGCCAACCACACAGAGCGCCCUUUACCCAGUCCCGGCCGACAGCCGUGCCCCCCACCCAAAGCCACGCCAGACGUCACUAGCCGACUUGGAGCAGAAGGUGCCCACCAACUACGAAGUGAUCGCCAGCCCCGCCGUGGCCAUGUCGUCAGCCCCGUCCGAAACCAGUUACAGUGGCCCCGUGAUAAGCAGCAGCUACGAGCAGAGCAAGACCCCAGAGCUGCCCCGGGCCAGUGACCGCAGCAGCACGGGCCCAGCCCCCACCUACCCCUCCGACUCUCACUACGCCAGCCUGGAGCAGAACGUCCCUCGGAACUAUGUGAUGAUCGACGACAUCAGUGAGCUGACCAAGGUCAGCACCUCCACGGCCCUGGACAGCCAGCGACUGGAGCUCCUGGGCCCGAGCGGCGGUGGGCGUCCAGGGAAGGAGCCAGGAGAGCCAGGGGCCCUUGAGGGGCCCACACUGCCCUGCUGCUAUGCCCGGGGGGAGGAAGAGUCCGAGGAAGACGCUUACGACCCCCGUGGAAAGAGCGGCCCCCACCGGGGCAUGGAGAGCGAUGGCCGAGCCGCCAGCACCCACUACUACGGUGACAGCGACUACCGCCAAGGGGCUCGCGCAGACAAGUACGGUCCAGGCCCCACGGGGCCCAAGCACCCCUCCAAGAGCCUGGCCCCGGCCGCCAUCUCGAAGCGCAGCAAGCACCGGAAGCAGGGCAUGGAGCAGAAGGUCUCCAAGUUCUCGCCCAUCGAAGAAGCCCGGGAUGUGGAGUCAGACCUGGCCUCCUACCCUCCCGCCGCGGGCAGCAGCGGCCUGGCCUCCCGGGGCAGGAGGUUCCAGGACGAAAUCACCUACGGGCUCAAGAAGAACGUGUAUGAGCAGCAGAGGCACUACGGGGUGGCCAGCCGGGACGCCGCGGAGGAGGACGACCGCAUGUACAGCGGGAGCAGCCGGGCCCGGGGCCCAGCGGCGUACGGCGGGGAGAAGCUGUCCAGCCACGACGUCGGCAGCCGGGGCAAGGGCUACGAGCGGGAGCGCGAGGCUGUGGAGCGGCUUCAAAAGGCAGGCCCCAAGCCCUCCUCCCUGAGCAUGGCCCACGGCCGGGCCCGGCCCCCCAUGCGGAGCCAGGCCUCGGAGGAGGAGAGCCCUGUCAGCCCCCUGGGACGGCCCCGCCCCACGGGGGAUGCCCUCCCUCCUGGAGACACCUGCCCGCAGUUCUGCUCCAGCCACUCCAUGCCCGACGUCCAGGAGCACGUCAGGAACGGCCCACGGGCCCACACGUACAAGCGCGAGGAGGGCUACCUCCUGGACGAUUCCCACUGCGUGGUGUCCGACAGCGAAGCGUAUCACCUGGGCCAGGAGGAGACGGACUGGUUCGAUAAGCCCCGGGACGCCCGCUCGGACCGCUUCCGGCACCACGGGGGCCACGCAGCCUCCUCCUCCCAGAAGCGCGGCCCCGCCAGGCACAGCUACCAUGACUACGACGAGCCCCCCGAGGAGGGCCUGUGGCCGCACGAGGAGGGUGGCCCAGGCCGCCACGCCGUAGCUAAGGAGCACCGGCACCACGGAGACCACGGGCGGCACUCAGGCCGCCAUGCCGGCGAGGAGCCAGGCCGGCGUGCUGCCAAACCACACGCUCGGGACCUGGGCCGCCACGAGGCUCGGCCUGCUCCUCAGCCCAGCCCGGCCCCGGCCACGCAGAAGAAGGGCCAGCCCGGGUACCCCAGCUCGGCCGAGUACACGCAGCCGCCCCGUGUGCCGUCAGCCUACCACCACGCCUCCGACAGCAAGAAGGGCUCCCGGCAGGCCCCACAGCCAAAGCCAGAACCCCAGCCGCAGCCGCAAGGUCGCCAGGCGCCUCCAGGGCCUCAGCCGUCCCAGCAGCCUGCAGCCAGGCAGACACCCUCAGCAGCAGCAGCAGCAGCAGCACGGGCGCCGCAGCCCCAGCCCCAGCCGCAGCUGCAGGGCCCCGGGCCACAGCCCCCCCAGCAGACGCCACAGGCGCGGACACAGCAGCAGGGCCAGCCAGCCGCCCGGGGUCCCGCCGCUGCCACCAGCCAGCCAGCCGGGAAGCCUCAGCCCGGCCCCGCGGCCACCGCAGGCUCCCAGCCAGCAGGAGCGCCGCGGACAGAGCAGACCACCGCCUCUAAAGGGGCAGCCAAAGCGGCCCAGCAGGGGAGGCCCCCUCAGGCUCAGCCACCGCCAGGACCUGGACCUGCAGGCAUGAAAGCUGGAGCCAGGCCCGGAGGCACCCCGGGGGCUCCCGCUGGCCAGCCAGGGGCCGAAGGGGACAGCGUGUUCUCCAAGAUCCUCCCCGGGGGGGCCGCGGAGCAGGCGGGCAAACUGACAGAAGCGGUCUCUGCUUUUGGCAAAAAAUUCUCCUCGUUCUGGUGACCCUGCCCGGAGGGGCUCUCAGGCUCUCGAUGAGAUGGAGGGAGGUGGUGUCGUUGUUGUGGAAAAACCUCUGGAGUCCGAGGCCUGGGCGCAGCUCUGGACUCUGCGUAUAACACAUCUACAAUCUGGCGCACACUUGGCUCCCAGACUCGCCGGAGGGACGGACAUGGUGGGCGGUCUCCGCUGGACAAGUGGGACCACCUGCCGGA
Messenger RNA from Myotis lucifugus (little brown bat), 10178 nucleotides. It is a transcript of the gene BSN, whose product is annotated as bassoon presynaptic cytomatrix protein. The record is from RefSeq and is a predicted model, not a curated record. Gene Ontology annotation, cellular component: glutamatergic synapse; axon; cytoskeleton of presynaptic active zone. Gene Ontology annotation, molecular function: structural constituent of presynaptic active zone; metal ion binding. Lineage: Eukaryota; Metazoa; Chordata; Mammalia; Chiroptera; Vespertilionidae. Gene Ontology annotation, biological process: protein localization to synapse; presynaptic active zone assembly.